CUCGCCUUUCUUUGAAUCUUGACUUUCCCUUCCGCGAAAUUCGAAGUAGAAACUAACAAAUGUCGCAUCUCCUCUUCAUCUUCUUCUUCCUCCUCAAUUGAAUGAAAGAGUCACUUCUUAUUAUAAUCUAGGGUUUUCAAUUUCAUGUGACUUUUCCCCCUUUUUUUCCUCCUUUCAAUUUUCGAUCCAGCAAUUUUUUUUGGAUUCGGAAUGAAACGCGAUUUCGACGAAAUCUCCGAGGAGGAGUGGUCGCAGCACUCGUUUAACCCUUCCCGAGUUCUUAAACGGCCACGGACUCCGAAGAAGACUCGUCCGGCGAAUCCGUCGCCUCCAAUUGAGUCUUUCGCGUACAGGAGACCGUCGACGGCGACUGGGAGAGAGGAGAGCAAUAGCAGUGACGAUUGUGUUGAGCUAGAGGAUUUAGGAGAAUCUGAUACGGAGGUGAAAGUUGUGAACGGCGAGGAUUUGUUGUUGGAUGAUGAGGAAGUCGAAGAAGAGGAAGAGGCAAAGGUUGUGACGCGGCCUGCUCGAGCUGGUCGGCGAUUUGUGAUUGAAGAUGAGGAUGCGAGUGAAGAUGAUUUUGAUGAUGAGGUUGACAUUAGUUCGAGUGAGGACGAACUUGGCGGAGGAAGAGGGAGAGUAGAAGAUGAGGAUGUAGUUGGGAAGGCUCUGCAAAAGUGUGCCAAAAUCUCUGCGGAUCUUCGGAAGGAGCUUUAUGGUAGCUCUUCUGUGGCUACUACUUGUGAUAGGUACUCUGAAGUGGAAACGUCUACUGUAAGGAUUGUCACACAGACUGAUAUUGAUGAAGCCUGUAAAGCAGAGGAUUCUGAUUUCCAGCCUAUACUCAAGCCCUACCAGUUAGUUGGUGUUAACUUUCUUCUUCUCUUGUAUAAGAAAGGAAUCGAAGGAGCCAUUCUAGCCGAUGAGAUGGGUCUUGGAAAGACCAUUCAGGCAAUCACAUAUUUAACCCUCCUAAAUCACUUAAACAAUGACCCUGGUCCUCAUUUGAUCGUAUGCCCUGCCUCUGUCUUGGAAAACUGGGAGAGAGAACUCAGAAAAUGGUGUCCAUCAUUUACUGUACUUCAGUACCACGGCGCUGCGAGAGCAGCCUACUCAAGAGAGUUGAACUCUUUGUCAAAAGCUGGGAAGCCGCCGCCAUUCAAUGUGCUUCUUGUGUGUUAUUCUUUGUUUGAACGACAUAGUGAACAACAGAAAGAUGACCGGAAAGUACUGAAACGGUGGCGCUGGAGCUGUGUUUUGAUGGAUGAAGCCCAUGCGUUAAAGGAUAAGAACAGUUAUAGGUGGAAAAAUUUGAUGUCUGUGGCCAGAAAUGCAAACCAGCGUCUGAUGCUUACAGGAACGCCUCUACAAAAUGAUUUGCAUGAACUAUGGUCACUGCUCGAAUUCAUGUUGCCUGAUAUAUUUACUACAGAGAACGUUGACUUAAAGAAGCUGUUGAAUGCAGAAGACACUGAGUUGAUUACUCGAAUGAAAUCUAUUCUAGGUCCUUUCAUAUUAAGGCGUUUAAAAUCUGAUGUCAUGCAGCAACUUGUUCCAAAGAUACAGCGGGUUGAGUAUGUCAAUAUGGAGAAAAAGCAGGAAGAUACAUAUAAAGAAGCCAUAGAGGAAUAUCGCGCUGCUUCUCAAGCACGGCUUUUGAAGCUUUCAUCAAAAUCCUUGAAUUCCUUAGCCAAGGCACUUCCAAAGCGUCAAAUUUCAAACUAUUUUACUCAAUUCCGGAAGAUUGCAAAUCAUCCAUUGUUAAUCAGGCGAAUAUACAGCGACGAAGAUGUCAUUCGCAUUGCCAGGAAGUUACACCCAAUCGGUGCUUUUGGAUUCGAGUGCUCCUUGGAAAGAGUCAUCGAAGAAGUUAAGAGUUACAACGAUUUCCGUAUCCACCAGCUUUUGUUCCAAUUUGGAGUUAACGAUACCAAAGGAACUCUCUCAGACAAACAUGUUAUGCUUUCAGCAAAAUGUCGGACAUUAGCUGAGCUUCUCCCUUCAAUGAAACAAUCCGGCCAUCGUGUCCUAAUAUUCAGUCAGUGGACAUCGAUGCUCGAUAUCUUAGAAUGGACGCUCGAUGUAAUCGGCGUUACAUACCGAAGACUUGAUGGCAGCACUCAAGUCACAGAUAGACAAACCAUAGUCGACACAUUCAACAACGAUAAGUCGAUAUUCGCUUGUCUGUUGUCAACUCGAGCAGGUGGACAAGGUCUGAAUUUAACCGGAGCAGAUACGGUUAUUAUUCACGAUAUGGAUUUUAAUCCACAGAUUGAUCGGCAAGCUGAGGAUCGAUGCCAUCGUAUCGGUCAAACAAAACCAGUUACUAUCUUCAGACUGGUGACGAAAUCGACGGUUGAUGAGAACAUCUACGAGAUUGCGAAGCGGAAACUUGUUCUUGAUGCGGCGGUCCUAGAGUCCGGAGUUCACGUAGAUGACGACGGAGACACGCCUGAGAAAACCAUGGGAGAGAUUCUCGCUUCUCUUCUCAUGGGAUAACAAUUAUUUUUUUGUGUUUCUUUCUCUUGAGGUAAAAUUAGCCAAGAAAAAGAAAUUUAUGUAGUACUGGAAACAUGUGUAACACUAGCUUUUUAGACUAAAGUUUAAUAGAUAUCGAUAGUUAUAUUUC
This is a messenger RNA of Eutrema salsugineum, 2629 nucleotides long. RefSeq names its product protein CHROMATIN REMODELING 19. The coding region runs from base 211 to 2499 and encodes 762 amino acids. The transcript is spliced from 12 exons. Gene Ontology annotation, molecular function: ATP binding; ATP-dependent chromatin remodeler activity; DNA binding. The record is from RefSeq and is a predicted model, not a curated record. Lineage: Eukaryota; Viridiplantae; Streptophyta; Magnoliopsida; Brassicales; Brassicaceae. Gene Ontology annotation, cellular component: nucleus.